Molecule: messenger RNA, 2984 nt
Organism: Hippocampus zosterae (dwarf seahorse)
Lineage: Eukaryota; Metazoa; Chordata; Actinopteri; Syngnathiformes; Syngnathidae
Gene: plekho1b
Product: pleckstrin homology domain containing, family O member 1b
Exons: 7
Coding region: 401-1561 (386 amino acids)
Biological process (GO): regulation of myoblast fusion
Cellular component (GO): ruffle membrane; muscle cell projection membrane
Source: RefSeq, a predicted model, not a curated record
GGAUGAGUGAGGGGGAGGUCUUGGAUGUGAUCAGAGCAACCGGACACCGAGCGCUCCAGCGGCUUCUGUCCGCUCACAUGACACCAAAGGCCGGCGGAGGCUCGGCAGAGUGUGCGGGGUUGCAGGUUGUAAGAGGGGGCGCCUUGAUCCGUCUUGGACCGCCACAAUGCUCGCCGGACUGCCCGACGCCAACGGCGACACAACAAAGUCAUCAACAACAACAGCAACAACAACAAUAAAGAAGGACAAACACCCCGACACUCACACGGUGUAAGCGUGAGUGCAGAUGGUUGUUCGACUAUGUGUGCCCCGCGACUGGCUGGCGACCGGUUCAGGGUGUCUCCUGUCUACUCCCCGAAGGCGGCUGGGAUAGGUUCCACCACCCGCCGCGACCCUUCAGAUGGCGUCCAUUUUGUCUUGUCAAGCGGACAAGGUGGACAAAGCGGGCUGGCUGCGAAGGUUCUGCGGCAAAGUACUGUUCCGGGAGAUCUGGAAGAACCGCUUCGUCAUCCUCAAAGACCAACAGCUGAUGGUCUGUGAGAAAGAGGGUCGCGCGGGCGCUGACGAGGUUUUGGACUUGAGCCACUUCGGCAGCUGCGACGACGUCAAGAAGCACAAAAAGAAAAAUCGAAGCAAAAAGAAUCACAGCAAGUUUACACUUCAACGAUGCUGCUCAGCAAACAACACGGUGGUGAGCGUUCUGUUCCUGGCAGUGAGUCCUGAAGACAAAGAGUCAUGGAUCAAUGUGAUCAACGUCGCCAUCACGAGGGCCAAGAACAAAAUCCUGGAUCAGGUGACCACAGACGAGACUCAGUUGUGUCACCUGACCCGAGACCGAGCCAGGAUCGGUCAUGGUCGCCGCCUGCCGAGCCGAGGGCAUCUGCUGGCUGUGGCGUCUUUGUCAGACGGGACCAUGACUUUGGAUCUGAUUCACGAGGAAGACGUUCCAACAUCAUGCAAACCCGAGAGCGGCGACUUAGAAUCCCCGCUCGCCUCGUCCCAUGACGGGUCCAUACCGCAUGGGACAUUCUUCGUUGGGACUGCUCAAGCUUCUGGGAAGUCGCAGAGUCUUCCUCGUGAGGCACCGGCAAAGCAGCCGACAGGUCCCACCUGCACUUUCGGGCCAGGAAAUGAAUCCAGGACAUCCCAGAAGAACCGCUGCGCCUCAAUGGAUGAGAUUUCCAGCCACUCGGACAAGAACCGGGCCACGCCACUGCGCUCGGACGCCUCUGCGUCCGUAAGUCGCCUGCACCGCCUUAUCAGCCUCAAGGUGGCACAGACGGAGCAGCUGCUGGCGGCCACACGGGAUGCGCACGAGUUUGACCGACCCAAAGGCAAAGAUGGAAAACGGAUAGAGUCAGUGGAGGAAAUGAGAAUGGAAGCCUCCAACCUCCUGAAGGAGGCACUGGCAGCCCUGGAGCAGGCCCGCCGGGUCCUGCAGGAGGUGAAGGAGCUCAGGGAACUCCAUGGCCAACUGGACCAGUUCCAAAAGAAACCGGCACCAGCACAAUUCCCCAAACUGAAGCCACAAAAUGGACAAGCAAACAGUGGGAUCGAGUAAAAGGAAAACAUCAACAUCUUCUGUGUUAUUCUAACUCAAAUCUGCGUGUAAGCUAACAACGCAACAUGCUAACUCAUUCAACGUACCCUGCUGCUUUCACUGUCAUGCUUGGAAACAUUACUGACAGCCACCAGUAGAUGGCAGCGUUGUACCGUAUCAGAUCAGCAGCUCAGUUAGUGACAGUUUGUGUUGUGGUCGUGAACGCAGGUAUGCGCGCGCGUGCGCGACAAAAUACAACAGAGCUCUUGAAUGUAUGACGAGGAUGACAGUCGCUAUGUAAUGAGCCACUCAAUCUGGUGAGUUUACAGCUGCUCACGGCAAGUUUGUCCUGGUUGAUGUACUCUUUAUUUUGCAAUCAGAAGCCAUUCCUACAGCGGGUGUUGCUUUCGAGAAUAAAAGCACAGUGAGAUCAAAUGUUUGAGGUGUCACGAUAGCCUAAAAAAAAUAUUGUAUCCAAGUCACUGUUGUGCUUGAUGUAGCCAUGGAGCAAAGUAAAAGAGGAAACCCGUCAAUCUGCUUGUUUCUUCUUCAUUGGAAAUGCCCGCUACAUUUGUUUGGGUGAAUACAACCGUGACAAGAAAAAUAACUCAAGGGUUGGUCCCACGGAUGCGCUUUUGCAUGCAUGUUUCCUUGAGUUUUCCUAACCAAAAUCACUUGAGUUCUUCUGGCAGCUUUUAUGCAAGUCAUGUUUUGAUUUCUGGGCGUUCGUGACAGCAGGCAUUCCGAUAAACAAGAAAUUGAAGAUACCAAGAUAGUCUGUCUGCUCAGUUUUGACUGACCCAAAGUUCAUUUUUGCUGUUUCUUUUUUUUUUUUCCCUUUGAGGCGGUAGCGGGUGGACUUCAUUUUUGUUUAACUGCGGAUUACCAAAUCCCAUAUCCCAGUGAGAUUUUGGAGGUUUGCAAGUGUGUGCUCACGCAACCAUUUUCUUGACUUGUCAACUUUCAUAGAAUGUUGCAAACAAGUGUAAAGACGUCUGCCAGACAUUCCCACACAGUUGUAAAGAUUGCAAACAGUUUUUCUUGUCACCAUAAAAUUUUGAAUAAGAAAAACUUUUGGAGACCAUUAAAAUUGUUGCCCAAAAUUGUUGAACGAACCCUGCAGAUAAAACAACAUUAUGAUGAACAAGAUUAUGGCCUUAAAGAAGGACAAAAUGGAUCAGGCUGCAGUUGAUUUUCCCUGCUGAAGGAGGAGAGUCUAUUCCUUCGGGCAGAUUUGGUGUCUACUGUAUAUGGAGCCAAUAUUCUGUGGCUCUUUAAAAAUCCGCCCAAAUCCUCUGAAAACAGCUGACUAUCAUUGAGACCUCAAAGAAAGAGUGUGACAGGUCACAUUGCUUGUGGCAGUUUUAUUGAAAAACAAUGGCGUCAUGUGACCAUAUGACGAUGCUAGAAAACAACAAAAACACAAUUAAAAAAAAAAAGAAAA